This is a messenger RNA of Xenopus laevis (African clawed frog), 2991 nucleotides long. Its product is annotated as DNA polymerase alpha catalytic subunit-like. The record is from RefSeq and is a predicted model, not a curated record. NCBI's taxonomy places the organism in Eukaryota, Metazoa, Chordata, Amphibia, Anura, Pipidae. Bases 221 to 2929 code for a protein of 902 amino acids. The transcript is spliced from 25 exons.
ACAGAAAAACAGCAGCCUGUCGUCCCAACUACAAACUACCGGCUACUGCUCUUUGUUGUUGCCAAAGUGUAGCAACGCUCCGCGUCAUCGCGCUUAUAUACGUGACGCCGUACUCUCGCGAGAUGAGACUUGUGACGUAGGGACUAGCUGUCUGGCGCUUGCGGGAAGUUCAAGCGAGCGCUCUGUGACUGUCCCGCGAAAAGUGGAAGUGUUGGGCGACAUGUCAGACUCCGGAAGUUUCGCUGCAUCUCGUUCACGGCGUGAAAAAACAGAAAAGUCAGGCCGCAAGGAAGCCUUGGAACGCUUGAAAAGAGCAAAGGCUGGUGAAAAAGUCAAAUAUGAGGUGGCGCAAGUGUCCAGCAUUUAUGAAGAGGUUGAUGAAGCAGAAUACUCUAAGCUUGUCCGUGACCGUCAGGAUGAUGAUUGGAUAGUAGAUGAUGAUGGGACUGGCUACGUAGAAGAUGGAAGAGAGAUUUUUGAUGAUGACUUAGAAGACAAUGCCCUUGCUGAUUCAGGUAAAGGCGCUAAGGGAGCACCCAAAGACAAAACUAAUGUAAAAAAGUCAUCAGUGUCCAAGCCAAAUAAUAUCAAGUCAAUGUUUAUGGCCAGUGCUGUGAAAAAGACAACAGAUAAAACUGUGGAUUUGUCAAAAGAUGAUUUGCUUGGUGAUUUAUUGCAAGAUUUGAAGUCGCAGGCUGUUCCUAUAACACCACCACCAGUAAUAACACUAAAGAAGAAGAAACUUGCAGGAUCUCCUUUAAACCCUUUCUCAGUACCACCUACAGCCCCAAAGGUUUUACCUGCAAGUGUGAAAAGAUUACCAGCUGUAACCAAGCCUGGGCAUCCUGCUGCACAAUCAAAGGCUUCUGUACCCCGGCAAAUUAAGAAAGAGCCUAAGGCUGAGUUGAUUUCUUCUGCUGUUGGUCCUUUGAAAGUGGAAGCUCAAGUAAAAGAAGAGGAUUCGGGAAUGGUUGAGUUUGAUGAUGGAGAUUUUGAUGAACCCAUGGAAGAAGAUGUGGAAAUAACUCCAGUUGAUUCUAGCACAAUCAAGACACAAGCACAAAGCAUUAAGUGUGUGAAAGAAGAAAAUAUUAAAAAGGAAGAAAGUUCAUUCAUAACUUCUGCUACUUUAAAUGAGUCUUGUUGGGAUCAAAUUGAUGAGGCUGAACCAAUGACCACUGAAAUUCAGGUAGAUUCAAGCCACCUACCCUUGGUUACUGGUGCAGACGGGAGUCAAGUUUUUAGGUUUUAUUGGCUAGAUGCCUAUGAAGACCAGUACAGUCAGCCAGGAGUAGUCUAUUUAUUUGGAAAAGUUUGGAUCGAGUCAGCUGAUGCAUAUGUCAGCUGCUGUGUUAGUGUGAAGAACAUUGAGAGGACCGUAUAUCUUCUACCUCGUGAAAAUAGAGUGCAGCUUUCAACAGGAAAAGACACUGGAGCACCAGUUUCUAUGAUGCAUGUAUAUCAGGAGUUUAAUGAGGCUGUUGCAGAAAAGUACAAAAUCAUGAAGUUUAAAUCCAAGAAAGUUGAUAAGGAUUACGCUUUUGAAAUACCUGAUGUUCCAGCAAGCUCUGAAUAUCUGGAGGUUCGAUAUUCUGCGGACUCACCCCAACUUCCUCAGGAUCUAAAAGGAGAAACAUUUUCACAUGUUUUUGGAACAAAUACUUCAAGCUUGGAGCUUUUCUUGCUUAGCAGAAAAAUAAAAGGGCCCAGCUGGCUGGAGAUAAAAAGCCCACAACUGUCCAGUCAGCCCAUGAGCUGGUGCAAGGUUGAGGCAGUGGUGACGAGGCCUGACCAAGUGAGCGUUGUGAAGGAUCUCGCACCUCCUCCUGUCGUUGUUUUAUCUCUCAGUAUGAAGACCGUGCAGAAUGCAAAGACUCACCAAAAUGAGAUUGUGGCAAUAGCUGCUUUGGUUCAUCACACAUUUCCUCUUGAUAAGGCACCACCCCAGCCACCUUUCCAAACUCAUUUUUGUGUUCUGAGCAAACUUAAUGACUGCAUUUUCCCAUAUGACUACAAUGAAGCAGUGAAACAAAAGAAUGCCAAUAUUGAGAUUGCGUUAACUGAACGAACUCUACUUGGGUUUUUCCUAGCAAAAAUUCAUAAAAUUGAUCCAGAUGUUAUUGUAGGCCAUGACAUUUAUGGUUUUGAUCUUGAAGUGCUGCUUCAAAGGAUUAACUCAUGCAAGGUUCCAUUCUGGUCCAAAAUUGGGAGACUGAGAAGAUCUGUUAUGCCAAAACUUGGGGGUCGAAGUGGCUUUGCAGAAAGAAAUGCAGCUUGUGGACGCAUCAUUUGUGAUAUUGAGAUUUCUGCCAAGGAGUUAAUUCGCUGUAAAAGCUAUCAUUUGUCUGAAUUGGUACAUCAGAUACUGAAAGCAGAGAGAGUUGUAAUCCCACCUGAAAACAUCCGCAAUGCAUAUAAUGAUUCAGUACAUCUUCUGUACAUGCUGGAGAACACCUGGAUUGAUGCAAAAUUCAUCCUUCAGAUCAUGUGUGAGCUGAAUGUUCUUCCCCUGGCCUUACAAAUCACAAAUAUUGCAGGCAAUGUCAUGUCAAGGACAUUAAUGGGUGGACGCUCAGAAAGAAACGAGUACCUACUGCUUCACGCCUUCACAGAAAAUAACUUCAUAGUGCCAGACAAACCAGUGUUCAAGAAAAUGCAGCAGACCACUGUGGAGGACAAUGAUGAAAUGGGCACGGAUCAAAAUAAAAAUAAGAGUCGAAAGAAAGCUGCCUAUGCUGGAGGAUUGGUCCUGGAACCCAAAGUGGGUUUCUAUGACAAAUUCAUCUUGCUUCUCGAUUUCAACAGUUUGUACCCCUCCAUCAUUCAGGAAUACAAUAUCUGCUUUACUACAGUGCACAGAGAGGCUCCCUCAACACAGAAAUGCCAGCUGUUAUUUGAACAAUUUCUGGAUCUGGAGCAUCAACACUAAGAUGCCAAUUUGCUGACCUGAAUUUAUGCUGCAUGGGAGCAUCUGUAUCACCUAAAGGAGAG